ACCAGGUCAUCUUCGUAUCCUAGCAACGCAACUGCCAGCUUUCUCCAAAACACAACAGAACAUCCCGCCCGUAACCAUUAUGGUCAAGAUCGCAAUCGCUGGAGGAUCAGGGGAGGUGGCCCGCGAGGUGAUUGACGCACUCGUCGCCACAAAGAAGCAUGACAUUAUCGUCCUUUCGCGCCAAGAGCCAGGGCCCGGAGACACGAUUGAGGGCACGAGCUGGGCGACAGUCGACUUCACCAACAAAGACAGCAUCGUGCCGGCCUCAAGGGCGGACAGCGACAACGCGGCGCAGAGGACGCUGAUCGACGCCGUUGUGAAGGCGGGCGUCGGACGCUUUGCCCCGUCGGAGUGGGCGACUCUCACCACGGACACGCUGCCGUGGUACGGGUCCAAGGUCGCCAUCCGCGAGUACCUGGCCGAGCUGAACAAGGACGGAAAGGUCCUCGAGUACUGCCUCUUCUCGUGCGGCGUCUUCACCAACUACCUCGGCGCGCCGUACCCGUCGACCACGCACGUGCACACCAGCAACCUGCAGUUCGACCUCGCGCGCCGCCGCGCCAUCCUAGUCGACGGCGGCGAGGGCGGCCAGAUGUCUUUCACCACGGUCAGCGACUUUACCAACGUGGUCGCGUGGGCGGUCGAGUACGAGGGCGAGUGGCCCGUCGUGGGCGGCAUCCGCGGCGACACCGUCACGGCGGUGCAGCUGGUGGCCAUGGCCGAGGAGAUCAGAGGCGGGCAGCAGUCUCGACCUAACUACCGAUUAGCCAGUACAUACUCAUCGGGUAGCAGGUCCGUUCUCGAUUGAAAAGGUGCAGCUCGCGGAUCUCGAGGCGGGCGAGAUCAAGGCGUCGUGAAUGCCCGUCUUCGAGCACCCACAGUUCAAGACGCGCGACGCCGAGGUGGCGUACGCCAAGACCGUCAACCCGUUCAUGUUCCGGAGCACCGCUCUCGGCGGGUUCCUCGUCUCGGACGAGUGGAACCGGCUGCUCCCGGACUACCGCUUCACCAGCGUGGGCGAGUUUCUCGAGAAGCACUGGACGGGGAAGCCGUGAAUAUUUGUAUGUGAAUAUCCGUGCCUGAAUAUCUGUACGUGUCUAGGUUGUUAUGAUUCGUACUUCGCAUAGGCUUUUAAACAAAGGGGCAAUGUUAAGGCCUCAGAAACUGUCAGGGACGCAACCUGGAUGCAACGAGCCAACGGGGAUGGAGAGGGCAUAGAAC
Messenger RNA from Lasiosphaeria miniovina, 1221 nucleotides. RefSeq lists its product as uncharacterized. The transcript is spliced from 5 exons. Bases 80 to 808 code for a protein of 242 amino acids. NCBI's taxonomy places the organism in Eukaryota, Fungi, Ascomycota, Sordariomycetes, Sordariales, Lasiosphaeriaceae. The record is from RefSeq and is a predicted model, not a curated record.